AUGCGAGAGUCCAGCAUCCUGGUGGCGGUGAACAAAUCGCUAGAAGCGUUCUUGCAGCAGAUUAAGGAAGUGGCAAAGAGCAAAGCUUACGAGUUACAAGCCGGAGAGGCCGAUCGAGUUGGUCAACAGCUUUCCGCGCAAUUCCUAGCGGAUGAAAUGGCGAACAUCACAAAGAUUACUGACGUGUACACCUUGCUCGAAAUGACGCGUCAAAACUCCGCGACCCGAAUCCCGUGCGACCUCGCCAUCUCCGCUGCGCAAAAAAUUGAGUUGGCCGCAAAGAUUUAUAAUUUUAUCGUAACGCGCUACGAGCAAAUACGCAAUUUGCAAUUAAACUUCCUGCUAGCCAAUGCGGAUCGUGAGAUGCGGGUGGAGAUGGAGAAGAAAAUAGCGGAAGGCGUGGAAAUACACCAAGCCGCAGAGGUUGCACGACGUCAAGCCACAGCGAGCCUGCAUAGCGCCCUGGAAAAGCUGGGAUUCCAAUCGGGCGAUAUCGUGAAGAUUGGCGAAAACGCUGGACGCCAGCUGGAGCAAGCCGCACAGGGGCUAAUCCAGCGAUUUGUAGCUGAUCGCAACAGUAACGCGGAGCUAAAGAAGCUGCAGGCAGAAUACGAGGCAAACACUAAGGUAUCAAAA
Messenger RNA from Mesorhabditis spiculigera, 636 nucleotides. The record is from the annotation of a GenBank genome assembly. Lineage: Eukaryota; Metazoa; Nematoda; Chromadorea; Rhabditida; Rhabditidae.